Triplophysa dalaica is the source of this 1515-nucleotide messenger RNA. RefSeq lists its product as uncharacterized. The transcript has a single exon. NCBI's taxonomy places the organism in Eukaryota, Metazoa, Chordata, Actinopteri, Cypriniformes, Nemacheilidae. Gene Ontology annotation, molecular function: G protein-coupled receptor activity. Gene Ontology annotation, biological process: G protein-coupled receptor signaling pathway. Bases 1 to 1011 code for a protein of 336 amino acids. The record is from RefSeq and is a predicted model, not a curated record. Gene Ontology annotation, cellular component: membrane.
AUGGAGAGCAAGUCUAACAUCAGCAGUAUGGGAAGCCUGACUGUUGCAUCUAUGGGAAAUUCUUGUGGAAUAGACUUUAGCCAAGACGGCAUCUUCCUUCCUGUCCUGUACGGGACCUUUUUCAUCAUCGGCGUUCCUUUAAACCUAACGGCGCUAUUCGGACUCUACAGGUUAAUCAAAUCAGAAAACGUUUUACCCGUCUAUGUCAUUAACCUCUUGAUAUCCGAUCUUGUACAGCUCCUCACUUUGCCUUUUUGGAUGGACUAUUAUGCAAACGGUCACUACUGGCGCUUCGGACCCAAGACCUGCCAGAUCAUCGGUCUGUUGUUUUACAGCAGCAUUUACGCGGGAAUCUUUUUUAUGUGCAUCAUCGCUCUGGAGCGUCACCUGGCCAUCGCCAGACCUCUCAGCUUUAAGCAUGUGGGUAGCUUAAAGUUUGCUUGCUGGCUAGCACUCGCCGUUUGGACUUUACUUAUGGUGGCGCAAAUCACUGCUAUAGAAAAGCUCUUUCCCAAGCGGCAAAAUUACACUCUUUGUAUUGAAAAGUAUCCCUCAGAGGGCAGAUUUAUCACCUACAGACUGAUAACCCUGCUCCUGUCCUUCAUCAUACCCCUGAGCUUCAUUGUAGGUCUCCAAAGACAGACCGUCCACUCGCUAAUGGCAAUCAACUCACUUUUAUUCGAGGAAAAGAGGAGAAUCAGGGGUCUGCUCACCCUUCUGGUGAUCAUAUUUGUCACGGUGUUGGGGCCCUAUCAUUUAAUCGGCUGUGUGAAGUACAUCGGACUGCUGAUGCACGCCAGCACGUGUGUGUGGGAGAGGGCUGUGUUUGUGCCCUAUCAGAUGGGGAGAGGCUUUUUGAGUCUAAACAGCCUGCUGGAUCCUGUGUUUUACAUCUUUCUCCGGAAAGACUUCCGCGCUGCCGCCGGGGACUACCUGCCCUGCCUGGGGAGAAUCAGAAUCGGAUCAGCUCAGACAGAAGGGCCAACAAACACAACUGAAGAGCACGAUUAAAGAGCGUUGUUAUAUCUCACCAGAUGGUGAAUUCAAAUCACAACUUUGACAAAAUUGAAUUAUGCCAAAUUAUAUCAGCAGCGCCAAAUACGGCAGAUUAUUAAACAUCAUUAUUUAACUUCUUUCUACGAGGACAUUAAGCUUAAACAAUAAAAUGCCUCUCCAUAGUGGGCGGAGUUAUUAUUCAUGCAAAAGAUAAAAGAUGUAACAUCAAGCAUGCAACACAUGAGCACUUGUGUAAAGUGAAGAGGAAGCAACGGUUUAAGAGUGACAACUAUACAUUUAAGUUUAGGGGAAAUGAAUUUGGCCUAUUUUAACAAGGGAAAUCGCACUGUGAGAAUUUCCCGCUAUUAAAUGCAGAAACAAGAGAGACCCACGAUUUGCAAAGUGCUAUAGCUUGCAAGGACACCAAAUGAAUCCCUUUGCAAUUGUAACAUACAGUAUUUUUAGGUUUUAACAUUUUCUCAGAACUGUCCUAUCAUGCAUCCAUCAACUUAAAAAUAU